Canariomyces notabilis is the source of this 1093-nucleotide messenger RNA. RefSeq names its product putative ubiquitin protein. Lineage: Eukaryota; Fungi; Ascomycota; Sordariomycetes; Sordariales; Chaetomiaceae. Bases 294 to 800 code for a protein of 168 amino acids. The record is from RefSeq and is a predicted model, not a curated record. The transcript is spliced from 2 exons.
GUGCCAUGUGGUAUCCUAUGUGAUCCAAAGACGAUUCCCACGCUCAUAUUGCGACCUCGGGGCAUCUGGAAAACGAAACCGUCCGAGCAAAUCCGACUGGAAACUUCAACUACUGGUAUCCAUCGGACUGUAUAACCUGACUCGGACGUUUUGCCCAAUUGUAAUGUACUGGCGGCAGCCCGUUGGGAAAGGAUAGCUCCUGCACAAGUACGAAUACCUACUGCAGAAGUCGGCAAAUAGACAAGCGAGAAGUCCAAGAAAGUUUAAGAGACAAACGGACGGACCGCCCGGUGAUGUCGGCCGCGUCGUCUUCUUCGUCCCGCAACGCCAUCCGCCGUCUUCUAAAGGAGCUCGAGACGUGGAACAAUGUCGAGUCGGCCGGCGAGGAGGGUAUCGAGCGGCUCGGGCCCGUCAGCGAGGAUCAACUGCUCAACUGGGAGGCCGUGAUCAACGGCCGAGGGGUCGGGCAUGGCUAUGACCACGGCCGCUGGCUCCUGCGCAUCACGGUGCCCCCGACCUACCCGCUCCAACCGCCCCAGAUCGCCUUUGCCACCCCAAUCGUCCACCCAAACGUCCACCUGCAGACAGGCGAGAUAUGCCUGGACCUGCUCAAGGACGCGUGGUCGCCCGUGUACAGCGUGCUCGAGUGCGUGCGCGCGAUCCGGGUGCUGCUCGCCACGCCCGGGCUGGAGUCACCGUUCAACGUGGAUGUCGCGGCGCUCCUGCAGAAGGGGGACGUGCUUGGGGCGAGGGGGUUGGUUGAGUUGUGGGUCGAUGAGAAAAGGUAUGAGGGGAAGUGAUAAUCUAUUUCAGGGUGAUGCUCACUCAUCCUCGAAGAAAAAUGUGGAUGAGUCAUAAAUUAAGACCGUGGUUUUCCUUUCGUCGGCUUGAGCCCUGGUGGUUGCCCGGCGAGGUAUUUCGUCCAUAAGCAGGUAUUUAAUCUUCUAAGGGACAAAGACUGGGACGUUUCGGAGUGACUGGCGCAAUCUCACGGUGGAACUCAAGGGUAAAAGUUACAGCAGGACAUCAACAGCAUCGUUCCUAUAGACUCGUGCAGCAGCAUAAUAAUGAGCGCCGCAUCCAACCCUCGUAU